UUCGUUUUUAAAUCAUUGAAAUUAAAUUGUGAACGGGAUUUCGUGCCUGAUUUUCAAAAUCUCCGCGUCUUGUCGAAAAGGCGAUUUGAAUGAAAAAUCCUAGGAUUCACGGUUUCGGACAGGACGUUGUAGUUAUCCCGUCGUUGGCUGGAAGGUGACUUAUGUUUAAUAUGAAAAAUGGAUAUUUAGAGGGAAGAUAGCCGAUAGGGGAAGGAAUUCGAAUAACUCCCGUUAGUGUUUCGUUUUUCGACUUUUGGUGCGGUGAUGAUAUCCGGGGUCUGUUGUCCCGUGACGGAGAGGAGGCUGCGGCCCAUCUACGACUCUUUGGACAACGGAAACAACAAAAAAGCACUGCAGGAAGCUGAGAAGGUGUUGAAGAAGCAGCCGAACCUUCAAUGCGCCAAGGUGCUCAAAUGUCUCGCUUUGUUGCGGAUGGGUAAAAAGACUGAGUGCACCGAACUGCUUGAAGUGAUCAAGAACGAGUCGCCGGUGGAGGAGUCGACGCUUCAGCUCAUGACGGUCUGCUAUUGGGAUAUCAACAAGCCUGACCUCAUAUGCCAGCUGUACGAGAACGCUUCGAAGAAGGAUCCUUCCAACGAGGACAUCCUCAACAACCUGUUCCUCUCUUAUGUGAGAAUAGGCGAUUACAAGAAACAACAACUCUCCGCUCUCGCCCUAUACAAAGUUAUUCCAAAGAGCCAGUAUUUUUUCUGGGCCAUUAUCAGCAUCCUGCUGCAAGCCGUGGACAGGGUGUCCGAUUUGAUAUCCGUUUUCUCUGAGCCUGUUUACAGUCCUCAUUUAUGUGCCAAAGAUCGCCCUUAUGUUUACAACUACCUCUCAGACAAGAAGAUCGAGGACCAAAAAAAACUGGUCAAUGUGAAAGUCGCAGAGAGGAUGUUGGAAAAGUACCUUGAUAAAGAAAAAUUGAAUUCUGAACACGAGUUGUUGGUGUAUAUGGCCGUGCUGGACUUGCUUGACAAACACGAACAAGCCCUCGCCGUUUUGGAAUCCCAGGAAUUGAGUUCACUCUUGGACGAAUCGACGAUUUUGAAUCUGAAGCUGUCGUUUUUAGCCAAGCAAAGAAAAUGGACCGCCAUAAACAUCCUUGUCAAGCAAUACCUAGAGGAAGGUUUAGACGGAUGGAAUUAUUUUCUCUAUUACAUAGAUUCUGUGUACGAAUUGAGUAAAGAAAGCCAAGAUGACAGUGAAUUUUUGAAAGCCCAGCAGUUUAUUGAAACAUUAGCGAAAGAAAGUACAGGCUGGAAGAAAAGAGCCCCUUACAUCGCCAGACUUGAGCUAUGUUCCAGGUUUUCCAAAUUCACAAAUGUUUUAAAUUACCUGGUGGAAUAUUUUAAAGAGUAUGGGACCAAAGAAGUGUGUGUUCACGACCUCAAACCGUAUUUGCAUCUCCUCUCAAACGAUAAUUGCAACGAGUUCCUUCGUUUGAUUUGGGAACCGACUAAAUCUGUCGACUCCACCAAAUCAAGGAUGGAAUUUCACAUCUGUCACGAAGAAUUUGCAAGAGUGAUGGCCUGCAAAAUGUGCGAUAGAAGACUGUAUGUUUCCCAGUUGGUCCAAUGUUUUAUAGAUGCGCUUCAGUUUAAUACCAAUAUACCGUCUACAGAAACGAGAUCCAGCGACCGUUAUGCACUUUUGGCCUUAUUUACACUGUACGAUCUGUGGUUGGACACAUCAGUCAGUGAUUACCUGAUCGAAGGGGUCACACUUUGUCAUUACGCUCUACUUAAGAGUCCCUCCAACAGUCAAUUUAAAUUACUUCUCCUUAAAUUUUCUCAUCUGCUAGGCUGCUCAGAAAGUGCACAACUUGCAUAUGUAUUUCUAGACAUUAAACAAAUGCAGUUAGAUACACUCGGAUAUUUACAUGUUUUUCCUUUAAUAUAUCACGCUUCUUACACGAACGCAACUGCUAUUCUCCUGUCUACGCUAAAAUUUUUCAAUACAAAUAGAAAAGAAAGUGCCGACCACAUAGCUCACGCUUAUAAAUAUGAUGCAUACACAAAAAUACCAGAAAUAAUUUCAAUCAAAGAAAAGUUGAAUAAUUCUAUUCAUUUCUAUAUGGCGCAAGUUGAACGGAUGUUGUUGUUGAUCUUCCUUUCUGAAACUUAUGUUAGUACUCUGCUAAUAAUUAGAGAUUUUGCUGUUGACCCUGAAGUCGAUAAAAUACCUUGGAUGUAUCUUGAGGACAACCGCGAUUUGAAUGUACUGUGGGAUCUGGAGCCUAAAGACCGUUCUCUUACUCAGGAAGAAAUCGACGUGAGCCACAAUUUGGACCUGACUUAUUUGAGUUUGAGAAGUCGCCUUCUAAGGAUGAUAAUCACCAGCAUCCACCUUGGUUCUGCAAACGUCGAGAGUAUGAAAGAUUUUGAAGGAUCGGAUGACAACGGCAGUACCAGUUCGUUCAUCUCUUUAAAAAACAUUCUAAUAAAUCUAAUAAAACAAAUGGAACAAGAUUUGGAAAAACUGAAAAACAAUCCACCUAAGCUUUGCCUUAAAAAACCUUCAAUAGCUUCACCUCCGAAAUCCAGACUGCCUUUAAUUCAUAGUCAGAAUUAUUUUGAUAUUGUCUUAAACGCGAUGUGGUUCCUUUUGAGCCUCAUCCCUGGAACGGUACCUGGAAAAGAUGUAGGAGAAGAAGCGUGUAAAUACAGAUUAGGCGUUAUUAUGGUGCUAUCGGAACAGUUUGCCUUGUCGUUUUCUAUCAGGAGCCUAGAAGUGGAAAAACGAUUGGAAAUGAUUGAAAUCUGUUCGCUCUUUGUUGAAAUUGCUUCUGUAUCAUGCAUCAUAGUGGGGGUUUGUGAUGUGAUACUGUCAAAAAUGAAGAACAUAUUAACAAAAAAAAGUAAAAAGAAGAAAGAUGGAAUGCAAAAGGUCGACUUGCCGAGCGAACUAGAGUGGCGCACAAACAUGUUGAAUAAAUUCAUCGUUUAUGCAUCAGACACGAUAAAAAGUAUGGAUUGUGUUUUAAAGUCUGAAGAAAAGAUGUUAAAGAGCGAAAUAUCUAAAUAUGGUGUUUUUCAGCUUUAUGAUUUAAUUAAAGAGAAAAAAGAUGAAAGUUAUGAGAUCAAUCAUAAAGAAUGGUCCGAUUUAGAGAACAUGUCUAAAACUAUAAAUGAAAAAGUUAUUAAUAGUCAUACCACUUCUGUAAAUAAUAUGUCAAAUGUAUUAAGGUCGAAGCUGAAAUAUUUAAGUUCGUUAAAAAUAUAACAGUUGUUCCUUAAAUGUUAUCUUUUCUAUUUGUAUAGACUUAUUUUAAACAAAAUAUUACAAAUUUUCAAUAACUUUGAA
This is a messenger RNA of Cimex lectularius (bed bug), 3306 nucleotides long. RefSeq names its product N-alpha-acetyltransferase 25, NatB auxiliary subunit (gene psidin). The transcript has a single exon. Bases 265 to 3225 code for a protein of 986 amino acids. The record is from RefSeq and is a predicted model, not a curated record. Gene Ontology annotation, cellular component: NatB complex; cytoplasm. NCBI's taxonomy places the organism in Eukaryota, Metazoa, Arthropoda, Insecta, Hemiptera, Cimicidae. Gene Ontology annotation, molecular function: protein-N-terminal amino-acid acetyltransferase activity; protein binding. Gene Ontology annotation, biological process: N-terminal peptidyl-methionine acetylation.